AUGGCUGAGACCAUAACCACUCCAGUGAAGAUCAACCCAAAUUCCCAAAUUGCCCCUUCCAAGCCUAAGAUUAUUGACUCUUCAUCUCUCAAUAAGAAGCUGAUCCCUAGCUCAAACAAGCACACACCCGAUUCUAAGAUGAAAUCUGUUACUACUGUCACUAAAUCUGAGGUGAAAUCAAAACCAAUGACAAUGUCGUCGUCAUCAUCGAAAACCACGACUACUACGAAGACGACGAAGAGGAAAACUACUACUACCAAAGUGAGAGAGAGGAAAGUCUACAGUUUGCCUGGCCAGAAACAUGAUCCGCCUGAAGAGAAAGAACCCUUGAGGAUUUUCUACGAGUCAUUGUCGAAACAGAUACCGACGAGUGAAAUGGCAGAAUUUUGGUUAAUGGAGCAUGGAUUAUUGUCUCUUGAAAGAGCUAAGAAAGCAUUUGAUAAGAAGCAGAGAAAGCAAAAGGAGCUUCGUACAGGAACUCCGGCUAAGUCGUCGUCAAAGCCCCCAACUAAAACCGUAACUUCACAGAAGCCGCAGCCGAGACCAAAUAAUACUGGAUCUUCAGAGAAGCCACAACCGAGACCAAAUAAUACUGGAUCUUCACAGAAGCCGCAGGAGAGAUCAAAUAAUGGCGAUGUUAAAGCCAAGAGAAAAAUCGAGAGUGACAGUGAUGACGACGACGAUGACGAUUUCAUUUUAAGUCAUAAAAGAAGAAGAGUGUAA
This is a messenger RNA of Vicia faba (fava bean), 723 nucleotides long. Lineage: Eukaryota; Viridiplantae; Streptophyta; Magnoliopsida; Fabales; Fabaceae. The record is from the annotation of a GenBank genome assembly.